This is a messenger RNA of Microthlaspi erraticum, 597 nucleotides long. Lineage: Eukaryota; Viridiplantae; Streptophyta; Magnoliopsida; Brassicales; Brassicaceae. The record is from the annotation of a GenBank genome assembly.
AUGCAAGGAAUAAGAUCUGAGGCGGAGAUAAUGUCAUCUCUCCAAGACGUUACAGUGCAAUAUGCAAACGUGGAUGAUCCAGUAGAAAGAGCGGCACGAAUGCAACAAAUCCUGGAGGGUGAAGCCCAGGGACUAAUGGCCAUCACUGCAAGAUCGAUGUUUACAGCUCAGACCGCUCACCAAACGUCAAUGAGACAGAGCCCAGAUGAGCUCCACCCCAUUAAUCUGAGAGAAGAGGAAUCUAAAACAGAAAACCAGCAAUCAGAGCAAACUUUGGAGCAACCAAAAAGGCCUCGUGGCAGACCACCCUCAAAGAAAAAAAACUCGGAGGCAGGCACUAGUAAAUGGAUGACAAAACACAGCAGAGUCUCACCGUUCUUGAGAAUCUCCCCACUAUCCCGAGUCAUCCAUACUCGCACUUCUCCAGUUCUCCAUAGCCAUGGAACCCGUCACAGCAGAGUAACUUUACAGCGUGGUGCUUCAACUUCAGCCCCACCAUUGUCACUCCCACCACCUCCCACCACGAUUCCGGCAAUACGAAGAGCCACGAGGAAGGAUAAAGCGGAUUUUCAAAAUCCGUUAAAUCCUCUUCCUUAA